Molecule: messenger RNA, 2346 nt
Organism: Misgurnus anguillicaudatus (oriental weatherfish)
Lineage: Eukaryota; Metazoa; Chordata; Actinopteri; Cypriniformes; Cobitidae
Gene: fam149a
Product: family with sequence similarity 149 member A
Source: RefSeq, a predicted model, not a curated record
GCGCGCGCUCUUCACCUCUCAUCAUCCACAGACGAACAGUGAUACCAACAUGGCUUCUCAGACAAAAGUGAUCGCUUUUGCUUUGUUCAGCCUUUGCUUCGAUCAAUGGACUCGGGCCGGCACCGAAUUCUUAAAUGGAAGAUAAGAGAAGCUACAAUAUGAGUCCAGUCCGAGAGCGGGAUGACACUUUGAAGAAAAAGCUGCUCACGGAACCUGAAAAAGGCAUUAACCUAGUACCUACACCUUUUACCAAAGCUCUCAAAAGGGUCCCAUCCGGUGGCCUCAGCAUCUCAUCAUGUGGUUAUUCAUCUGCUGGUGGGAUGAGCAACCUCCCCCCUCGCUCUGGCAGCCCAGCCACAGGUCCUGGUCUCUCCACAGAGCACAGCUCCAUCUGCUCCUGGAGAUAUGAUGAGUUUGAGCGGGUGAACACACAGCGUGUGCGUCAGCUGUUUAACUCAGUGGAUGAGCUCCUGUACGAGGGAAGAGUCACCAGCCGCUCAGAGUCCCUGCAGGAGGAGUGUGAAGAGUGGAACAGCCACACCCCUCAUCUCAGGAUUUUAGGGAACCAGUUGGAGCCUCCAAAACAGGAGGGGGUUCAGUACAUAUGCAGAGAAGAAGGCACUGCCAGAACUUCUUACGUCCCUUCAGCCCCUUGCCUGGACAAGAGAGAAGAUCACAGAAAGCUGUAUAUAGCAGGCCAUGGUCUUGCUGCAGGGCUUUGGUCUGAGCAGUCUGUCCUGAGCCUCAGUUCUCCACGCUCUGAACAUUCAGUCUCCCUCACUGAGGAAGAGGAGGUGUACGAGGCAGAGGGCAUUAUAGAAGAGUUUCUGGCUUAUGAUAGAACAGAAAUAGAUGACGAGGAGAUGGAUCAGAGAACGUCGUCAUCUGUGGCCACCAAGGGAGUCCCUCCAGUGUCGCCCCAGGCAUGCAUCCGUGAUACAGUCACAGAUGAACUAUUUGAUGAUGUUUGGAAGGAGGUUGUAAGUUUACUGGAGGAGAUCUUGCACAAGUACUGGGUGAAACAACUCCCAGAUGGAACUACACAAAGGAGAGCAUUAGAGAACUCCAAUCAAGAACCUUCGUUUCAUCUUCCUGUUAAAGGCCCUCAUGUUCUGUUGUCUAGAGGUUCUAGCAGUAGGACCACAAUCCUGUCAACUGGUGGAAAUAAUGUACAGGACUCAAGUACCUUUAAGAUGAAUUUAAAUGGUGUUAUGACAAUCCAAGCAAAGCCACUGCAGCAGAGACAUCAGGGGUUUGGUGAGAGAUCGCUGUAUGACCCAGAUGAUGGACCGAGUGAGCUAAUGUGUGUAAAGACUCAGGCCCUAAGAGGUUCCGUUAUCCUGUCACAAAAACUCGCAGUCCAACGCAAACUUCCUAGACUCAACGGCAGGGUUCGGAUGUACCACAACCUCACAGGAAAUGGAAGCCAACUUCUGCGGGGAACUAAACUAUCUACUGUGAAUGAAAGCUUGUCAUCUCCACCGGCGAGUGCCAUACAUAGCCACAGGCUGCCUCAGAUUCACUCUGAGUCUCAAGAGCAAGAAUACUCUGCACCUGUUGCCAGACUUCUGCAGCUCAGAGGGAGGAUUUUAAGAGGUGGAGCAACCAGUGCCAUGCACCCAGUUAACAACCUCCCACCAUUAAGAGAACCCACCCUGAUGCUGGAAGCUCUUUCCCGACCCAAUACUACCCAAACAUUCAGAUCAGACACGCCUAUGAAAAGGUCCUUCACUCCUUUGGAUUUUGCCUGCCACAUGAGGACAGGUCGAGGUUGUUUGAAGGGUGAGAGCACACAUAUGGGAGUGACAGGCUUCAGUAUGGGUAUCACUUCUACAGCUAGCGGCUUUCUAGAGUGUUCAACACCCAGCAGAAGACGUUUGCCCAUCUCCUCCUGUACUGAUGCAGAGGGAGGAAACAUGCCCUUAUUUAGCUCUAUAGGUGGCCAGAAUCAUCGGAAACAUCUCACCCGGUUUCCUGUGCAUGUGAGAAAAAAAUUUCAACCAGUCGUGCCAUAACAGGCCAGUUCAUUUUGUAAUUGGACAAAACUGCAUAAUUUGUGCUGUCAUAGUCAUGAUAUCAGUUUAUGUGUUGUUUACUACCUAUAUUGGCACGACUUAUAGCUACAGACUGUCCACCAGUGCCUUACUUUCAUGGACUGGAGAGUUUUUUGCCAUGACCUCAACAUCUGAAACAAACAGCAAAAAUGAACUGAUCCACCAGCACAGUGUUCCCUGUGCCAAACACAAGACAUAUCCCGAAAUGUUUAAUUUACAUAUGUUUUGUUGCUUUUCGUAAAGCUAAUAUGAUGAUAGAAAACUAAUCAUAAAUGUUUUUCUUGUGGGUUAA